Phaeodactylum tricornutum CCAP 1055/1 is the source of this 1714-nucleotide messenger RNA. RefSeq lists its product with no specific name. Lineage: Eukaryota; Bacillariophyta; Bacillariophyceae; Surirellales; Neidiaceae. The record is from RefSeq and is a predicted model, not a curated record. Gene Ontology annotation, molecular function: DNA-binding transcription factor activity; sequence-specific DNA binding. The transcript has 2 exons. Gene Ontology annotation, biological process: regulation of DNA-templated transcription. The coding region runs from base 125 to 1282 and encodes 385 amino acids.
CCACGAAAGAAAAAGUGUUCAAUCUGCCAGUAGCGUGGGAGCGGUGUAUGAAUCUCAAAUUAUUGACAGUGAGGAAGGUUACUGCUAACUUGAACAUUUUUGUGGAAAAAAGUGGCACUCAACUAUGGAGAAGGCCGAAAACGUUGCUGUUGCUACACUUGCUGGAAUGAAUAUGGAGAAGGAAAGCACUCUGAUCAUGCCAGGCGAUGCUAAAGAUGAGGAGGGCAUGGCAACUGAGAAGGAUGGGAAACAUGUGCUGAAGCGAAGCAUACCGGGUGCCACGAGAGCGGCUAACUUGAAACAGAAGAGAAACGACGAGGACGAUUGUUUUCCAGUUCAGCCGCACAUUAUUCAGGUCAUUAAGAAGCCACGAACACACAUGAACCAUUCCUAUCGUGAUUUUUCCCUUGUGCCCUCGAUACAAAACGAGCCGGCGAUGCCCACCAAUAUCGAUGACAUGUCUUUCCCUCAAAAGGUGCACGAUAUUCUUCGUCAAGAAGUUUUCCAAAAAUGGGUUUCGUGGUUACCACACGGGCGCGCAUUUCGUGUCAUUUGCUCCCGCUCUUCGAUAGUCGUCCCUGUUGCGUUCGAGAAAAACAUUUCCGAAAAAUACUUUGGUCACAAGCGAUACUCAAGCUUCUUGCGACAGCUCUCCAACCACCAUUUCAAGCAUGUCUCCCAAGGUCCUGAUCGAAAUUGCUAUUACCAUGAGUUUAUGCUCCGUGGUCUUCCUCACCUUUGCAAGUACAUGCCUACACCCAAGGAUGCACGUCGGUUGAUUGCUGACCCCCAGAACGAACCCAACUUUUAUGAGAUUAGCAAAAAGUAUCCUCUUCCAGACGAUCCUGAAUUCGGUAAGGGCGAAACAUCUGAGAACGCAUCAAAAAAAAAUGCAACAGCCCCUAUUCUUGUAGAUGCACAAGAAUGCCUUUGUCCCGCAUCCGGGCCAGCAUCUGCGGUGGGAUGGACCGUUCAGCCUGCGCCGAAAUGGACUUCAGAAGACUUUUUAUAUCAAUGUCACGGUACCACGGUGAGUGCGUUUCCAACAAUGGCUCCUUUCUUUCCCACAGAUAUGGAUGGCGGCAACGCAAUGUUUGCGGCAGCUUUUUUUCAAGCGACCCUCGCAGCCCAAGUACAUGCACACCAAAAUGUAGCAAUUCCUGCGCAAAGCACUUCCGAACCGUUUAAAGUAAUCUUAGGGACACGUGCGGAAGGCGAACAAAUGGAUCCUUUGCCAGCGAGCCAAGAUAAUCCUGAGCUGGGCUUCCGUAAUACUACAUAAAAUGAUUUGUGUUUCGUCUCUUGUACGCAAGAAAGACCUUCAGUCCAACCAACCGCAUGGGAUAUGUUUAGCAGUAAAAUAUCAGGCGCUAAGAAUUGAACAUGCACGUAUAGUAUAAGGAGUCUCGCAAAGCUUGCGGAAGCGCGUGAUCGUUUUCAUCGGAUUUGAGCUUUCAGAUGGUCGCGAUGAAGGGAGACCCAUCCCGACCCGAAGGGUCGUUUACACGGAAGUCGAACUUCAUCCAUGAUAGCCCGGCGCUGUUGAAUAAGCCUCAGGUUUUCGAAAUAGAGAAAGGCUUCUCUGAGAAGAUCGAGGGAAUGUACCUGGGACCGACAGGCGAAGAGCAUGUGCUUCUUUUUUGAGUUGGAACUUGAGCUCUUACUUUCAGUUGACUGUGAAUUACCAUGGAGAUUUCACAAGCUGGAAAUCUUA